GCAUAGCAUACUCACCACCAUCAACGUGACCUCCCUUUCGCUAUAUAUCUUCUUCUCUUUUGCUCUUUGUAAACUCUACAACCAUAAUAUAUAUAAUACAUAUAUAUAUCGGACUAUAUAGUCAUCUCAUAAUCUUUAAUUAUCACCAUGGAUGAGCAAAAAAGAGGUUUGGAUCAAUUUGAAUAUGAAGAUGAGAAUGAGAAAUGGGUUAAUGAUUCUUCUUUGGAUCAUAAAGGACAAGUUCCUCUUCGAGCUUCCACCGGUUCAUGGAAAGCCUCCUUUUUUAUCAUCGCAAUUGAGUUCAGUGAGAGAUUGAGUUACUUUGGGAUAGCAACAAGCUUAAUCAUAUACUUAACAAAAGUAAUGCAUGAAGAUCUAAAGACAGCAGCAAAGAGUGUUAAUUAUUGGUCUGGUGUUACUACAUUGAUGCCUUUGUUUGGAGGAUUCAUUGCUGACUCUUAUUUGGGUCGCUUCUAUACUGUCUUUGCUUCUACCAUCGUAUACCUUUUGGGCUUAAUAUUGCUGACCAUGUCAUGGUUUGCACCUAGCCUAAGAGCUUGUAAACAUGGUGAAACAUGCCAAGAGCCAAGGAAAAUCCAUGUAAUAAUAUUCUUCCUGGCCAUAUACCUCAUAUCCAUUGGAACUGGAGGCCAUAAACCAGCUUUGGAGAGCUUUGGAGCUGACCAAUUUGAUGAAGAAAAUCCCAAAGAAAGAAAACAAAAGAUGUCAUAUUUUAAUUGGUGGAACUUUGGCCUUUGCUCUGGACUCCUCAUUGGUGUAACUGUGAUUGUGUAUUUGCAAGACCAUGUGAGUUGGGGUGUGGCUGACAUUGUACUAACAGCGGUUAUGGCAAUUUCUUUGGCCAUAUUCAUCAUUGGAAGGCCGGUCUACCGUUACCGGAGACCGACCGGGAGCCCUUUGACGCCAAUGUUGCAAGUUCUUGUGGCUGCCAUUCGAAAGAGGGCUCUUCCCUACCCUGCCAACCCUGCAUUUCAAUUGUAUGAAGCUCCCAAGUUAGAUAGGUCACAUGGCAGGCUUUUGUGUCACACCAAAAAUCUCAAAUUUUUGGACAAAGCAGCCAUAGUAGAAGACAUAAGCAACUCAGCUGAGAAAGAAGAUCCAUGGAGAUUGGCGACAGUGACAAAGGUUGAGGAAAUGAAGCUAGUUCUCAACAUGAUCCCCAUUUGGGUAGCCACUUUACCAUUUGGCAUAUGUAUUGCUCAGUCUUCAACCUUCUUCAUCAAACAAGGCGUCACCAUGGAUAGAAAGAUCAAUGGCUUCGAAAUUCCUCCGGCAUCAAUUUAUGCCCUCGCUGCCAUUGGAAUGAUAAUCUCUGUCACCCUCUACGAGAAAGUUUUAGUCCCAGUUAUGAGGAAGAUUACAGGAAAUGAACGAGGUAUCAACAUCCUCCAAAGGAUUGGAAUUGGAAUGUUCUGUUCGAUAGUCACAAUGGUAGUUUCAGCUCUGGUCGAGAAAAAAAGACUGGAAAAUGUUCGACAAAAUGUUGCAACAAAUACUUUUGUUCCCAUGAGUGUGUUUUGGUUGGCACCUCAGUUUGUGAUCGUUGGUUUUGGAGAUGGGUUUGCUCUAGUGGGCUUGCAAGAGUACUUUUAUGACCAAGUUCCUGAUUCCAUGCGAAGUUUGGGGAUUGCAUUUUACUUGAGUGUGAUUGGGGCAUCUAGUUUUCUCAGCAGUAUUCUGAUAACAAUUCUUGACCACAUCACUGAGAAGAGUGGGAAGAGUUGGUUUGGUAAGGACUUGAACAGCAGCCGUUUAGACAAGUUUUAUGGGCUACUGGCUAUUAUGGUAGCAGUUAACUUGUGCUUUUACGUGCUCUUGGCUCGUCGUUACUCUUACAAGAAUGUUCAAAAGGUGGUCGUGGCAGACUGUUAUGAUGACAAAAAUAAUCCAACCUCUAUGGCUUGACAGUAAUUAUAUAAUUAUUGUAUGGAUUUAGAUCAUAAAUUUAUAUUAUAUAUAUGAUAUAUUUAAGUGAUGUGUUGGGAAGAAUGAAAAUCAUCAAGGGAGCCAAUUACAUAUAUGUAGUAGUAUAUUGUAUGGGUAGAAAAGGCAUACCUUAUAUCUCUGUAAAUUCUGCGUGCAUUUGAUCAGUAUCUCUUGAUCAAUUUUUUUCUUAGUUGAAGAAUUCAAGCAUGCUGUAUAUGUAAUUCAUAUAGUUUAUAAUUUUUAUAUGCAU
Molecule: messenger RNA, 2197 nt
Organism: Cannabis sativa
Lineage: Eukaryota; Viridiplantae; Streptophyta; Magnoliopsida; Rosales; Cannabaceae
Product: protein NRT1/ PTR FAMILY 5.6
Exons: 4
Coding region: 148-1926 (592 amino acids)
Biological process (GO): transmembrane transport; dipeptide transport
Cellular component (GO): membrane
Molecular function (GO): tripeptide transmembrane transporter activity; dipeptide transmembrane transporter activity
Source: RefSeq, a predicted model, not a curated record